CCGGGUGGGGGUGCGUCAGAGUCCACUCAGAGAGUCACGUGAGAGAACGAUGUCGUCUCGCCACAGCAGCCGCAACUCACUUAUGUGGCCAUUAGCAUGUGUGUGCUGCUUCGCCUUGGGGCUCCUCUCGUCCUACGCGAGCACCAAUUCGCUCGCAUCUUUCCAGGAGAAGGCUAUACAGGUCAAGAGCAACUUGCUACGGGCCAGACCGUCGACGUGGCAGAGUUUAUACGACGUACAACAAAGCAACAGCUCCGUUGUUGAGAACGACUACGCCCGGGGUAUUAUCGUGUGUCUACACAACGGUAUCGUGGCUAUGGGCGUGUCACUCAUCCGGGAGCUGCGCUGUCUGGGCAACACGGAGCUUAUCCAAGUGUACCAUUGCUUUCCCCACGAAAUGUCGGACGAGAGUCGAGCGCUGCUAACGCGUAACGACUCGAAAGUGGAGAUCGUUGACGUGUGUACCGAUAUUUUGGCCAAGAAGGGCCCCGAGAACCUCUUUUUGGGCAACACCAAGACCGCCAAAGCCUUCCAGAACUACUGGAUCAAACCCUUGGCGCUGUAUCAUACCAAGAUUCGAGAAGUGAUUUUAGUGGAUGGAGACGCAGUGUUGCUACAGGAUCCGUCGAUUCUGCGACUUAUGUCGGGAUAUCAGCGCACAGGCACCACCUUUUUCCGUGAUCGCAUUGCCAAGAUGAACAGGUUUCUCAACAAGAAGAAAGAAGAUGGCAAGUUAUACAUCAAGCAUCUGGUUGACUCGUUCCCAUAUAAAAAACUCGGUCUCAAAGGCCCAAAGCCAUCCGAAGAACUCAAGAAUUCUUUCUCGUGGAGAGGAGAUACAGGCCACGAGAUGGACUCGUCCAUGGUGUUGGUGGAUAAAACAAGAGCGGGCAAGGCCUUGGCAGUCCUGAAGGAGUUAAUCAUUAACACACGUUUCCGCUUACAGUUCUCGUGGGGAGAUAAAGAGUCCUUCUGGCUCGCUUAUGAGCUGGCGCAUCAGGACUAUUUCUUCUCUCCAUGGGGUCUCAGUCUGCUGGAAUCAGUGCCAAAUAACGACCUCGCACACCCGAACACCAUGUGUGGCAGUAUGGCGCAUUUCGUACCUACGGAGAACGAGACGGACACGGCAGAACUGCUUUAUGUCAAUGGCAAGGCGCUGUUGGAGCCCUAUCCGGCUGGGGUGGAGAAGACUGUCAAGGGCAAGAAGUCGAGAAUGUUUAACUUAAACCCGACCCACUUAACGCCGCGAUAUCGACACGACGACUUCGAUCUGAAGAAAUCCAAGUCGUUUGAGUGCAUGGACGAUCUGGGAUCUGUGCCACUUCCUCAUUACUUCUUCGGCCGUCUACUUCGACGUCGAUUCCACUACUUUGCAGCAGAAACAAACGCGUACGAAGCGUUGGGGGAUUGUCCCGAACGGACAAGUUAG
This is a messenger RNA of Phytophthora infestans T30-4, 1429 nucleotides long. RefSeq lists its product as uncharacterized. The coding region runs from base 317 to 1429 and encodes 370 amino acids. Gene Ontology annotation, cellular component: Golgi apparatus. The transcript has a single exon. Gene Ontology annotation, molecular function: alpha-1,3-mannosyltransferase activity. Gene Ontology annotation, biological process: protein O-linked glycosylation. NCBI's taxonomy places the organism in Eukaryota, Oomycota, Peronosporomycetes, Peronosporales, Peronosporaceae. The record is from RefSeq and is a predicted model, not a curated record.